AUGGAUUUGUAAUUGGAAGAACAACAAUUCUUCGCUAAUCACUCACUAUCAAUCUCAAGUAGAUAUACAGAAAGAAAUAAUCCUUUACAUCUUUAUCAUCCUACUCAUUAAAUUGGAAUUAAGCAAAUACCUGACAUUGAAAAUUAGGAAAUCGCAUUUGAAGAAGCCAGUAUCUAGGAGUAGGUCUCACAACACAACCUGUCUAAUCCAAUAACAUCAUCUGAGAAGAAAAGCCAGAUUCAGCACCAACCCAAUGAAGUUAAGGAACCUCAAAUUAGACUACUGUAAGAAAGGAAGAAUUAAUACAUUCCUGAAAUCGAGGAUCAAAAAAACAUUUUGCAUUUAAUUAGAAGGAAAAAAAUAUUGUAAAAAUUUAUAACAAAAACUCGAUCCAAGGCAUACAUUUUCUCAUAAUUAUUAGCAGAUUAAUUUAAGAAAUUAUAAUUCGAAUAAUACAUUCUUCAGAAUAAACAAAAUACUUAAAGUGUAAAUAAUAAUGAAAAGUUGAAAACAAGUAAGCUAAAUUUCAUCCCUUUGUUUUAUUCGCAAUAGCCGUUUCUAAUAUUCUGGGAAUUCUUAAUAUUUAUUCAGACUUUAUAUGUAACUUGGUGGGGACCAUUUACUGUAGUGUUCGAGAACAAUGUUCACAUCAAUACAAUAUAUUAAAAUAUAGUAAUAUAUUUUGGAAUAUUUGAUAUCUUAAUGACGAUGAAUAAAAGCAUAGUAUAUUAAGGGUAGAUUUUAGAUGAUAGGGGGAUUAUAAUAAAAUAGUAUUUGUAAAAUUAAUUUGCAUCCGAUCUUAUUUCAUUAUUUACAAUUUGCUCUAUUGACAAUAGAAAUUACGCCUAAGAGCAAGAAUUAAUCUUCAUAACUUUGGCAAUCAUCUUGAUCUACAUAAAUUAGAAAAGAAUAAUGAAUAUCUUGGACAAGAUACAAGAGUCCUUUGAUGUGCAGUAGGAUGCAUUGGAUUUGAUCAAGGUGUUAUUGAUUAUUGGAUACUUUGCACAUAUCAGUGCAUGCAUCUGGGCAAGGAUAUCGAUGAUUAGUGAGAAAUCUGGUUAUAUGUCUUGGAUGAAGUAUUACGAGGUUGACAACCAAUCUUCAUGGAUUCAAUACAAUUUUUCAUUCUAUUGGGCUACAAUGACAAUGGUAACUGUUGGGUAUGGGGAUAUCACUCCACAAAAUCAAUACGAGAUGUUGUGUGCUAUUCUAAUAAUGUUCAUCGCAAGUAUCAUAUUUGGAUAUUCUUUAAAUUCUAUUGGGAUAAUCUUGAAAAAUAUCAAUGAUAGACAAUAGAAAUUUAGAAAAUCGUAAUUGCUAAUAAAUUCUUAUAUGAACAAAAACUAAGUGAGUCUUCAAUUGCAGUGCAAAGUGAGGAACUAUUUGAAAUAUUACAUUGAAUAGGAUAGCGUUCAGAAUGACGAAGAAGUAGUGUAAUGUUUAAAUAUGAGGUUGAGGGAGGAAUUGCUAUAUGAUAUUUAAAAGAAACCGUUGAAGUCGAUGGACUUUUUCCUGAAGGAUUUGUCUCCGCAGGUCUAGAAACAAAUAGCGUAUUAGUUGCAAGCGUAACAUUUUGCUCCUUUGGAUGUAAUCUACAAUUAAAACAGCUUCGAUAAUAAUGCAUUGUAUUUAAUUGUUGAAGGGAGAGUGCAGUUGAUUGAUGAAAGAAAUAAUGAGGUUGUGCAUUAGUAUGAGAAAGGACAAUGCUUUGGUAAAUAUGAGUUUUUUACUGGUUCGAAUAGAGAAUUGUAGGCAAGAAGUGAGACGUUCUCGCAUGUGUAUAGUUUGAAAAGAGAUGAUAUGAUAAGGAUUUUGGAGGAUUCUACGGACGACAGGUAAAAGUUUGCAAACAUCAAAGAUUAAAUAAUAAUACUAAAUAACUUUUAGAUUAUCAAUUUGAAUUGCUAUUUUUGUAAUGAGUUUACUCACUCCUACAUCUAAUGUCCUUAUUUACAGUACAAGCCAGAUUUGGAGAGACUGAUAAAGAAGGAAGGUUUUUGUAAAUAGAGUCGAUCCCGAUUUCUGAGAUACAAAUUAAGAUCAGGAUCCGCCUUGAACCUAUUGAUAAUAAAGAAGGAAUAGCAUGAGAAGUUUCUUAAAGACAUAGGGGUUGAAUUCGAUUCCCAAUCCUCUUCAUCUAGUGACUAGAAGGAAUAAUCUCAAUAAUUAUCAAAUUAGCAGAGCAAUUCUAUAGAGAAGAAUUAAGCUAAGGAAGAGUUCCCAUCUGGCAAGAAAGAUUACUUACAGACCUUAAAUCUAGAGAACAAGUCUUUAAAUGUGAUGGCUGAGAGAUUUAUGAGGCAAAGAAGGAAUCAGAGACAGAACUCUCAUCAUACCCAUCAAAUGUAGACACAAGCCAUUAAGACUAUGCAAAUGGAUUAGGAGAUUGAAAACACAAACUUUUCAAAAAGAAAGCGAUCUUAAUCUAUAAAGGAUGUCACAACAAAGAACAAUAGAAGAAGGAACAGUCAGGAUUCAUAGAGUGGAGGAGGAACAACUAGUCAAAAUAAGAUUACUCUUUCGAUAAACAAUACAACGACUAAGUUAGUGAAUAGCAACAAUUUGAAUAGUAUCAAGUCGAUGAUUGAAUAGCAGUUAGAUUUUGUGAAGAUGACAGAGGAGUUAGAUCAAUAUAGAUUGCAGUUUUUGAAUUGUGAUAUGGAGAGGAGUUAGCAAUUCAAAUACUAUUUGCCUUAAAACAAUUUGAGUCAGAUUUUAUUGUAGUAUCAACUCCAGUAGAAAAAUAACAAGUUCAAGGGGAGAUCUGAAUCCAAUAGAUAUUCGAUAUUCUUCAAUGUGAAAAAGUAGACUCAAGCCAGUAGAUCUCAAAAGCAGGCUAGAGGAAGCCGAGCUUAUUCUCCUGGUUCGAAGAAAUUGAUUGGGAAAACAUAAAAAAAAUCAUUUAUAAUUAAUCCUUAGUAGCUUAUUGUUAGAGUAGCAUAGAAUGAAACUUAAUGA
This is a messenger RNA of Paramecium tetraurelia, 2958 nucleotides long. RefSeq lists its product as uncharacterized. The transcript is spliced from 5 exons. The record is from RefSeq and is a predicted model, not a curated record. Lineage: Eukaryota; Ciliophora; Oligohymenophorea; Peniculida; Parameciidae.